Durio zibethinus is the source of this 1059-nucleotide messenger RNA. Its product is annotated as nuclear speckle RNA-binding protein B-like. NCBI's taxonomy places the organism in Eukaryota, Viridiplantae, Streptophyta, Magnoliopsida, Malvales, Malvaceae. The record is from RefSeq and is a predicted model, not a curated record. Gene Ontology annotation, cellular component: nucleus.
UCUUCUUCUUCUUCUUCUUCAUCCACCCACUAUUUCCUUCGUCCUCUCACUUUCAUAUUACUUUCAAUUUUCAUUAUCGUCAUUCAAAAUUCAAAAUGAAUUCAUCAGAUUUUCCUGCAAGUAAAUCGCCUAGGAAAGAACUUCAGGGUCCUCGUCCGGCCCCUUUGAAGGUCCGUAAAGAUUCGUACAAGAUCAAGAAACCACCGUUGGCACCACAACCGGUGCAACAACAACCGGUGCAGGUAAGGCCUCCGGUAAUCAUCUACACUGUGUCACCGAAGGUGAUCCACACAAACCCUAGCGACUUCAUGAACCUAGUUCAACGCCUUACAGGCUCAACAUCAUCGUCUUCGGGAUCUUUAUCGCUUCCACCAUCAACAUCCAAUCAUCCAAUAUCCAACGAUACAAGCGGUGCAAUCUCACCAGCAGCAAGGUUUGCUACCAUAGAGAAGACAAAGUCACCAGAAUGGAAAAAGCAACAAAUUAGUGAAGAAAACUUUGGGUUAGUACAAGGCAUAGAGAUGAAUCCAGGGGUUGAAAGGACAAGUUUCUUUCCUGGGAUUUUGUCUCCAGGGCCAACCUCACUGCCUCCAAUAUCACCGAACUUCUUCUCACCGCCAUCUGAUCCAAACUUAUUCAGUUUCUUCCGUGAUUUGAGUCCUGUUCUUCAUGGUAACAGGAAUUUCAUAGAAGGUAGUUUCAUGCCUAGUCCUUCAAGCUUUAACAUUUCACCUUUUUUAAUACAAUCUCCUACUACUCCAUCUAUAGACCUUUUCAACAAUUUCUUUGACCUUUAAAAAUUUUCUUUUUCUCUUGGCAAGAGAUCAAAGAAAUAGAAAUUCUUUUCUCUUUGAUUUGUGAUGUUUGUUAGAGUGUCGAUUGCAUUUUUCUGCAACUUGAAUUCAUGGCGAAAGUGGAGGAAUAAAGUGGAAAUUUAAUGUUUAUUUGGGUAGGUUCGCUGUUGGAAACUUCUUUAAUGGCCUUAGCUUUUUAUUCUUGUUCCAAAUUUAAUUUGGUGGGCCAUCUGACAGAGCAGUUCUGGCUCAAAAAUCCUGUCAU